AUGCACCUUUACAGUAUUGAGCUUCAUUAUGGAGGUCUUUUUUCAAAAACACCCCAUAUCACAUACAUAGGAGAAGCUACAUCCUUCAUUGAAAGUGUAGACCCAUACCUUAUGACUUAUACUGAUAUCCAAGAGAUGGCAAAUAAUUUGGGAUGUGGGGAUAUCAAAGAAGUGUUUUAUAAAGUACCAUUCUUAAAUGGUAAGCAUUGCUUCAGAGAGGUCAGAUGUGAUUUAGAUGUACUAAGGAUGUUUUAUAACUAUGAAGCUCAGAGGGAAGGCAACCUGGUCAAGUUAUACAUUGUUGCAGCUAUGUUGAAUCUGCAAGGGAAAGAAAUUUCAAUUUCAACACAUAGUGCAGAAAAUGAGGGCUUAACUUCAACUGAUGAUUAUGUACAAGUUGAAACAGAUUUUGCACAGGUUGAAUCUGAUUAUGCUCCUACUGAUGAGUUGAUAAGUGCAUGUGGAUCAGAUGAUGAUGAGGGUAAUGGUCCUAAGCACCAAGAAUUUAUUCCUUCAAAGGAUUUGGGGGAAAAAGAAAUAGCAGUGGGCAUGAAAUUUGCGACAGCUGUAGAUUUCAGACUAGCACUUAGAGAAAUAGCAGUGAAGAAAAGGUUUGAUUUGAAGUUCAAAAGAAAUGAUGGGGAUAGGAUUUCUGUAGUAUGUAAGGGGGGUUGUGGUUGGAAGAUAUUUGCAAGCAAGCCAAACGAUGAGGAUUGCAUAAUAGUGAAGACAUAUGUUCCAGAGCAUAAUAACUGCCUUUGGUUUCAUACAAAUGGACAAGCCACAUCUACCUACUUAGCAAAUAAGUAUCUAGAGCAAGUGAGAUUUAAUCCAGGCAUGCCAACAAAUACACUUAAGCGUACUAUUGCAAGUGAGUUGGAUAUUGAUGUGUCAGACUACAAAGUAAGAAGAGCAAAGAGAAAGGCUUUAGAUGUUGUUGAGGGAAAUGAAGUAGAACAAUAUGAAAAGAUGAGGGAGUACGCUCAUUUGAUAUUUACAUCAAACCCAGGCAGUGUAGUUAAAAUUCAAACUGAGCCCACAGCUGAAGAAAAUGUGAGAAAAUUUCAGAGGGUUUUUAUUUGUUAUGCUGCAAUGAGAAAGGGUUUUAAAGAAGGGUGUAGACCACUAAUUGGUGUAUAUGGUUGUUUCUUAAAGGGACCAUAUGGGGGUCACCUUCUCAGUGCUGUAUCUAUUGAUGGAAAUGAACAAAUGUUCCCAGUUGCCUUUGUUGUGGUUGAGUCUAAGACAAGGGAUUCUUGGAGUUGGUUUAUGUCAGAGCUCAUGGAUGCUGUGGGGCCUUACCAAGAAAUCACAUUCAUAUCUGAUAGACAAAAAGGUCUGGUUGACACUUUUGAGAACAUAAUGGAUGGGUCAAACCAUAGAUAUUGUGUGAGGCAUCUAUAUAAGAACUUCAAACUCAGGUUCAAAGGGCAACAACUAAAAAAUGAGUUGUGGGAAGCAGCAAGGUCUUUCACAGAAACUGAUUUUGAUGUACAUAUGAGGAAUAUCAAGGUGUUGAAUGCUGAAGCUUAUGGCUGGCUUCACAAUGUGCCACCUGAAUUAUGGUCAAAAUCAAGAUUCACAUAUCAAUCAAAAAGUGAUAUGGUGAUCAAUAAUAUGUGUGAGAGUUAG
Messenger RNA from Cornus florida, 1632 nucleotides. RefSeq lists its product as uncharacterized. NCBI's taxonomy places the organism in Eukaryota, Viridiplantae, Streptophyta, Magnoliopsida, Cornales, Cornaceae. The transcript is spliced from 2 exons. Bases 1 to 1632 code for a protein of 543 amino acids. The record is from RefSeq and is a predicted model, not a curated record.